Molecule: messenger RNA, 2562 nt
Organism: Pteronotus mesoamericanus
Lineage: Eukaryota; Metazoa; Chordata; Mammalia; Chiroptera; Mormoopidae
Gene: NTRK3
Product: neurotrophic receptor tyrosine kinase 3
Exons: 17
Coding region: 1-2478 (825 amino acids)
Biological process (GO): multicellular organism development; cell-cell adhesion; positive regulation of kinase activity
Cellular component (GO): plasma membrane; signaling receptor complex; cell-cell junction
Molecular function (GO): cell adhesion molecule binding; ATP binding; neurotrophin receptor activity
Source: RefSeq, a predicted model, not a curated record
AUGGAUGUCUCUCUUUGCCCGGCCAAGUGUAGUUUCUGGCGGAUUUUCUUGCUGGGAAGCGUCUGGCUGGACUAUGUGGGCUCCGUGCUGGCUUGCCCUGCAAAUUGUGUCUGCAGCAAGACUGAGAUCAACUGCCGGCGGCCGGACGAUGGGAACCUCUUCCCCCUCCUGGAAGGGCAGGAUUCGGGCAACGGCACUGGGAACGCCAGCAUCAACAUCACUGACAUCUCGAGGAACAUCACUUCCAUACACAUAGAGAACUGGCGCGGCCUGCACACUCUCAACGCCGUGGACAUGGAGCUCUACACUGGCCUGCAGAAGCUGACCAUCAAGAACUCAGGACUUAGGAGCAUCCAGCCCAGAGCCUUUGCCAAGAACCCCCACUUGCGCUACAUAAAUCUGUCAAGUAACCGGCUCACCACACUCUCAUGGCAGCUCUUCCAGACGCUGAGUCUUCGGGAAUUGAGGCUGGAGCAGAACUUCUUCAACUGCAGCUGUGACAUCCGCUGGAUGCAGCUGUGGCAGGAGCAGGGGGAGGCCAAGCUGAACAGCCAGAGCCUCUACUGCGUCAGUGCCGAGGGCUCCCAGCUCCCGCUCUUCCGCAUGAACAUCAGCCAGUGCGACCUUCCUGAGAUCAGCGUGAGCCACGUCAACCUGACCGUACGAGAGGGGGACAAUGCUGUCGUCACUUGCAAUGGCUCUGGAUCACCCCUGCCCGACGUGGACUGGAUAGUCACGGGGCUGCAGUCCAUCAACACCCACCAGACAAACCUGAACUGGACCAACGUACACGCCAUCAACUUGACUCUGGUCAACGUGACGAGUGAGGACAACGGCUUCACCCUGACGUGCAUUGCAGAGAAUGUGGUGGGCAUGAGCAAUGCCAGCGUCGCCCUCACCGUCCACUACCCCCCGCGCGUGGUGAGCCUGGAGGAGCCCGAGCCGCGCCUGGAGCACUGCAUCGAGUUCGUGGUGCGUGGCAACCCGCCGCCCACGCUGCACUGGCUGCACAACGGGCAGCCCCUGCGGGAGUCCAGGAUCAUCCGGGUGGAGUACUACCAGGAGGGCGAGGUCUCCGAGGGCUGCCUGCUCUUCAACAAGCCCACCCACUACAACAACGGCAACUACACCCUUAUCGCCAAGAACCCGCUGGGUACCGCCAACCAGACCAUCAACGGCCACUUCCUCAAGGAGCCCUUUCCAGAGAGCACGGACAACUUUUUCUCUAUCUAUGAAGUGAGCCCCACACCACCUAUCACUGUGACCCACAAACCAGAGGAAGACACUUUUGGGGUGUCCAUCGCCGUCGGGCUCGCCGCCUUCGCUUGCGUCCUGCUGGUGGUUCUCUUCAUCAUGAUCAACAAGUACGGUCGACGGUCCAAGUUUGGAAUGAAGGGCCCUGUGGCUGUCAUCAGCGGCGAGGAGGACUCAGCCAGCCCGCUGCACCACAUCAACCAUGGCAUCACCACGCCGUCGUCGCUGGAUGCCGGGCCCGACACCGUGGUCAUCGGCAUGACCCGCAUCCCGGUCAUCGAGAACCCCCAGUACUUCCGCCAGGGCCACAACUGCCACAACCCGGACACAUAUGUGCAGCACAUUAAGAGGAGGGACAUCGUGUUGAAGCGAGAACUGGGCGAGGGAGCCUUUGGAAAGGUCUUCCUGGCCGAGUGCUACAACCUCAGCCCGACGAAGGACAAGAUGCUGGUGGCUGUAAAGGCCUUGAAGGACCCCACCCUGGCUGCCCGGAAGGAUUUCCAGAGGGAGGCCGAGCUGCUUACCAACCUGCAGCACGAGCAUAUUGUCAAGUUCUACGGUGUGUGUGGUGAUGGGGACCCCCUCAUCAUGGUCUUUGAGUACAUGAAGCAUGGGGACCUGAACAAGUUCCUCAGGGCCCAUGGGCCGGAUGCGAUGAUCCUCGUGGAUGGGCAGCCACGCCAGGCGAAAGGCGAGCUGGGGCUCUCCCAGAUGCUCCACAUUGCCAGUCAGAUUGCCUCGGGCAUGGUCUACCUGGCCUCCCAGCACUUCGUGCACCGGGACCUGGCCACCAGGAACUGCCUGGUCGGAGCCAACCUGCUGGUGAAGAUCGGGGACUUCGGCAUGUCCAGGGAUGUCUACAGCACGGAUUACUACAGGGUUGGAGGACACACCAUGCUCCCCAUUCGUUGGAUGCCCCCUGAAAGCAUCAUGUACCGGAAGUUCACCACGGAGAGCGACGUGUGGAGCUUUGGGGUGAUCCUCUGGGAGAUCUUCACCUACGGGAAGCAGCCCUGGUUCCAGCUCUCCAACACGGAGGUCAUAGAGUGCAUCACCCAAGGCCGCGUUUUGGAGCGGCCCCGAGUCUGCCCCAAAGAGGUGUACGACGUCAUGCUUGGGUGCUGGCAGAGGGAGCCGCAGCAGCGGUUAAACAUCAAGGAGAUCUACAAGAUCCUUCACGCGUUAGGCAAAGCCACCCCCAUCUACCUGGACAUCCUCGGCUAGCGGUGGCCGUGGUCACGAGUUCGCUCUCUGUUGCCUCUUCUUCCCUGGCCUCACACGCCCCCUUCCCACCUCACAGCUCCUCCC